This is a messenger RNA of Fonsecaea erecta, 1731 nucleotides long. RefSeq lists its product as hypothetical. The coding region runs from base 1 to 1731 and encodes 576 amino acids. The record is from RefSeq and is a predicted model, not a curated record. NCBI's taxonomy places the organism in Eukaryota, Fungi, Ascomycota, Eurotiomycetes, Chaetothyriales, Herpotrichiellaceae. The transcript has 6 exons. Gene Ontology annotation, molecular function: NADP binding; flavin adenine dinucleotide binding; N,N-dimethylaniline monooxygenase activity.
AUGGGAGAUGCCACCUCCGCUGCGGCUGCUACUGUCUCUGACUCUCACAAUGGCCAUGGGAAUGUGAACGGGACAAUGAAGUUCAAGUGUGUGGAUCAGUAUCAAGGCCAGGGACGCCCUAUAAGAAUCAUCGUGGUUGGAGCAGGGCUCAGCGGAAUCGCCGCGGUCAAAAUCUUCAAAGAGACGUUCAUAAACGCUCCAGUAGAGCUGGUGAUAUACGAGAAGAACCACGACGUGACGGGAACCUGGCUGGAAAACCGAUACCCUGGGUGCGCAUGUGAUGUGCCCGCACAUGCCUACACUUUUAGCUGGGAAGGGAAUCCACGCUGGUCGCGCGCAUAUGUGGGUAGCUCGGAGCUCUACGAGUAUUAUAAGGGCCGUGCCGUGGCCUACGGCGUGAACAAGUUCGUCAAGCUCAACAGCCGUGUCAAAGAGGCUGUCUGGAAUGAAAGCACCGGCAAGUGGAAAGUGCAAAUCGAAGACUUGACAUCAGGAAGUACUUUCUCCGACGAAGCUGAGGUUUUGAUCAAUGCUGCUGGAUUUCUCAACAAAUGGAAGAUGCCUGACAUCCCCGGCCUAGGCGAAUUCAAAGGAAAACUGAUCCAUUCUGCGCAAUGGGAUGAGACGUAUCCCCUCGAUGACAAGAUUGUGGGUAUUAUCGGAUCAGGGUCGUCUGCGAUCCAGAUAAUUCCCCAGAUCCAACCGAAGGUUAAGCAUAUGACAUCUUUCAUUAGGUCCUCGACAUGGAUCACACCCGAGUUUGCUGCUGAAUUUGCUCCCGAAGGCCGUACCGCUUUUUUCUCCGACCGGCAGAAGGACGAGUGGGCUCAGAAUAAAGACAAAUUCUUGGAAUAUCGAAAGAAGGUCGAAUCGACAAUGAAUAAAUUCUUCGACCUGCAGUUCAAAGACUCGACUCUGCAGAAAGACGCGUAUGACAACUUCCGCAAGACCAUGCGAGAACGGCUGUCGAGAAAACCCGAAAUAGCUGAUAUCUUGGUCCCCAACUUUGCUGUUGGCUGUCGAAGGAUAACGCCUGGCCACGGAUACCUCGAAGCACUUACAGAAGAUAACGUCACUGUUCGGAGCGAUGGAAUCGUUCGUGUUACGGAAGACGGCGUACAAAUGGCCAAGGGAGAUAAAAUCAAGUUGGACGUCCUGAUAUGUGCUACCGGCUUCGACACAAGUUUCCGGCCGCCAUUUCCUCUAAUAGGGAGAGAAGGUUGCGAUCUCAGGGAUGAGUGGGCGGACGAACCGAGAUCAUACUGUUCCAUCGCGGCGCCCAAGAUGCCCAAUUAUUUCAUCAUUAGCGGACCUAACUUCCCACUGGCAAAUGGAUGUCUUCUCCCGUGUCUCGAGACGAACAUCAAAUACGCCUUCGCGGCAGUGAAAAAAAUGCAAUACGACUCCGUCAAGGCAAUCGUGCCGAAACCUCAAGCAAUCGACGAUUUCCAGGAAUUCAAGGACGCGCUCAUGGAGGACCUGGUGUGGACUGACCAUUGUGUCUCCUGGUACAAGAACGGCAAGGCUGACGGCAAAGUUUGGGGCCCGUGGCCCGGAUCGUCUCUCUCGUACCUUGAACUCAUGAGCCAGCCUCGCUGGGAGGACUGGGAUUUCACGUACCUGGCAAGGAAUCGUUUCCAAUUUCUUGGACGAGGCAAGACGGAGCGCGAAGUCAAGGGCGGGGAUCUGGCGUAUUAUUUGACGGAACCCGGGGCGUCAGCGUCUAGCUAG